GCUUUCUAGGUUUGGCAUUCUUGAGCCACAUAUCUUCUUCCAAGCCCUAAGCUGAACUUCCAGGAUAGAAGGGUGAAAGCCAUGGAGCAGAAUCUCUCACAUGAUUAUAAGUGUCUGGUGAAAGGGUUGAACACCUGGGAGCUACCAAGUGACCUCAUCCCUUCUGAACUCCUGAUUAUUAGUGAAGCUUCCUUCCCAGUGCUGGUGAAUAAAAAUUAUCAGGUCCUCAUUGCUGCUUCCCACUAUGGUCAGGGCCGCAUAGUGGUCCUGUCACAUGAAGGCUACCUGCACGAUGCCAAAAUGGCUCCCUUUCUCCAUAAUGCUGUGAAAUGGCUUGGCCACUGUGAAGGAUAUACUGUUGGGGUGCACAAAUCUGUAAAAUGUCUAGCUAGUAUACUCAGCAACACUGGCAUUGAUGUGCAGAAUGUUGACCACUUUCAGGACUCGGUGAAGGUUUUCUGCAUUGAUGCCCUUGACAGCACCUAUGCCAAACAUCUGAUUCAAUUUGUGAAGAAUGGUGGGGGAUUGCUCAUUGGAGGCCAUGCUUGGCAAUGGGCAAAAGAACAUGGUCACAAGGUUCUAGGCGGCUUCCCUGGGAACCAUGUGACUAGUGUGGCUGGUAUAUACUUCACUGAAACCCAAGCAGACACCAGUUCUCUUAAGUUCUAUCCGAAGAUACCUAAGAUUCCUAUCAUGGUCAAGUUUGGGAAGGAGAUCUUCCAAGACCAGCACCAGCUCCUGGAUGGAAUCACAAAGCUGGACCUCUCAGAGUGUGGGAUUCUCUCUCAAUUGUUGGUGCAUGGUCCUUUGGCUUUCCCUAUUGGACUUCAUCCCAACUUUGCCUGUGCAGUGGCAGGCGCCCGCUAUGGCCGAGGUCGAGUGAUAGUUCUUUCACAGGAGGGCUUGCUCUUCUCUUCUAAAUUGUGCCUUUUUUUGAUCAAUGCCGUUCGCUGGCUGAAAGGAGACCAAACAGGCAGAAUUGGAGUGACCCCUGAAUGUGAAAACUUAUUUCACAAGCUCAUUGAUAAUGGCAUGAAUUGUAGUUUAGAAAGCAACCUGACUGCUGACAUGAGCGUUUACUGCUGCAUUGCCUAUAAUGACAGUAAGGCAAAGCAAAUUCUGGAGUUUGUGGCAGAAGGAGGAGGGUUACUGAUUGGAGGCCAAGCCUGGGCAUGGUCCCAGCAGAACCCAACCAAGUCUGUUUUGACUGGUUUUGCUGGCAACCACAUCCUCAAUCCCUUUGGCAUAUCUAUUCUUAGUCAGUGUGUAAAGAAGGGCCUACUAUUUGAUUGCCCUGGGCCUGGGCAAAGGAGCUAUCACUUCCGCUUAGCUAUGGCCAACUUCUUUGAGGAGUUGAAAAAUAAGAGUGGAAAAUUCCUGAGGCAUUGGCAAGGGAAGCUCAUCAAGGAUUAUUCAGCCUUCCUGUGGAUAUCUAUGGGAGAAACCCCCAUCUAUGACUCUGUACACCGAAUGUUAAAGAAGGUGAUAAAAAAAACUAAGCUCCCCGUUGUUGACAGCCACCAACCUUUCUUCAAAUACUUCUGUAAAAGCAUUCUGCUCUGCAUGGCCUCUGAACUGGCCUAUGCCAGGACAGAUUUUGCUUCAGAAAUCUACAGAUCAAGGCACACAACUUCCAUCCUUCAUUCAUACUCAUCAGCAGCUUCUAUCAACAUGGGGAUGAAUCUCACUAGUCACAGUGGUGAUAUUUGGAAAAGCACUGGACUCUACCUCCCUGAAGGCUGCACUCUAAAUAUAAAAAUACCACAUUCUGCUUGCUUCUCUAAGUUAAAGGUACAAAUUGGCUGCCACAGUGAUGACUUGAGUAUGUAUAAUAAGACAGUCAGAGCACCUGUGGUUGUUUACCAACGAUACUUGGAUAAACCAUAUAACUCAAUCUCCAGCCUCUGGGGUGGCCUUGUCUAUAUCAUUGUGCCCCAUGGCUGUUCCUUGGGAAAUACAUCUGUCACUUUCACUGGAGCUGUACCUGCCCCUUACUUCAUACUUGGAAAGACAUCUGUGGAGGAGUGGAAGAAUUCUAUCCGCCACCAUGCAGUGCCAUGGGGGGAGCUGCAGGCAGAGAACAUUGUCUUGACAGUGCCAGCUGAAAAGUUACAACAUCUAGAGAAUCCUGAGCCAGUGCUCCACCUCUGGAAUGAGAUGACACAAGCCAUAGCCAAACUUGGAGGCAGGACCAGCCCCUUUCCUCGACGUGAGAGAAUUGUGACUGAUGUGCAAAUCUCAACAGGUUGGAUGCAUUCAGGGUACCCUAUCAUGGGCCACCUGGAUGUUGUGGAUUGCCUGCUCUCUGAAGACAAUAUAAGGAAAAAUGGCCUGUGGGGCCCCAUCCAAGAGCUAGGACAUAACCAACAAUGUAAUACCUGGGAGUUCCCCAACCAUACCACUAAUGCCACCUGCAACCUCUGGCCUGUCUAUGUGCAUGAGACAGUUUUGGACAUCUCCCGGAAUGUUGCACACCCUGCAUUGAGGCCUAAAGAACGGCAAGAGAGAAUAGAAGAAUAUCUGAAAAAUGGGGCUUCCUUGUCAAAGUGGUAUGGUUGGACAGCCCUGGAGACAUAUCUGCAGUUACAGGAAGCUUUUGGCUGGGAGUCUUUCAUCCAAGUCUUCAAAAAGUACCAACAACUGUCUGAAUUGCCUGGAGACAAUGACAGCAAAAUGAAUGUGUGGGUGAUGAAAUUCUCUGAGCAGGUGCAGAAGAAUCUGGUUCCUUUCUUUAAGGCCUGGGGCUGGCCUGUUCAGAAGGAAGUGGCUACUGCCAUUGCCCACCUGCCUGAGUGGAAGGAGAACCCCAUGAAAAUGUAUUGCCAUGAGAAUUAAGGAAUGGCCUGUAAGCCUGGGAUGUGCUAUAAACAGAUACUCCAAAAGCUUCAGUUUUUAAUUCUUUGCCUUUGACCCUUUAGUCCUUUGUGAAACCAAAUUGUUAUAGUGAACAAGGACAUUUUCUUCCCUUAUUUUCCCACAGAUAACAGUUCAAGACAUAGCCCAAAAAUGGUACUAAGAUUUUUCUCCAUGGAGAUAUUUGGGUGGCUUUCAUGGAUUGGCCACCAAAUUCCUUUCUGAUAGAGAGUCUGGGUACUCUAUAACUAAGUAAAAAGCUUGGUUAUGAUUGAGGGCCACCAGCUUUUUUUCACUGGAGGAGAUGAUUUUCAGAGAUAUGAGCAUUCAGUCCGGACUUUUCUUUUUGACGAGACAUCCUAAGAGUUCUGGUUAGGGUACUAAACUGAGAUGCAAAUUUAGUGUAAAAGAAGAACUUUGGGGCAAGUAGAUGGCAC
This is a messenger RNA of Vombatus ursinus (common wombat), 3290 nucleotides long. Its product is annotated as TRPM8 channel-associated factor 2-like. The coding region runs from base 82 to 2835 and encodes 917 amino acids. The record is from RefSeq and is a predicted model, not a curated record. Gene Ontology annotation, biological process: regulation of DNA-templated transcription. The transcript is spliced from 8 exons. Gene Ontology annotation, molecular function: sequence-specific DNA binding; DNA-binding transcription factor activity. NCBI's taxonomy places the organism in Eukaryota, Metazoa, Chordata, Mammalia, Diprotodontia, Vombatidae.